CUUAUACCCAGUCAAUUCAUCCGUCGCAUUUUCGUCUCUUCAGAGGCAGUAUCGUCGUCAAUGAGCCGGAUCCUCUCUGCAGACUCCCUCGUCGAGGACUUCAUCUCUCCCGGCCAAGCCUGUAUCAAACCUGUCGAAAUAUCCAAAUCCUCCAAUGCACCCUCCGAAAUCAAAGUUGAUGGCGCAGAGUACUACGAAGUCGGCAAAGACGGUUCCCAAAAAAAACUCGAAACGGCGUCCAUCUCGUUGAAUGACUGUCUCGCUUGUUCUGGGUGCAUUACGAGUGCGGAGUCGGUGUUGAUUACGAUGCAGAGUCAUAAUGAGGUUUUGAGCGUUAUUAAUGCCGAGAAGGAUAAGGCUGACCCCACCGCCGACUCCAACUCCACCCUCCCUCUCAUUGCAUCCGCCUGUCCCGGCUGGAUUUGCUACGCCGAAAAAACCCACGGCGAAAUCCUCCCCCACAUCUCCCUCGUCCGCUCCCCCCAACAAAUCAUGGGCGCAUACCUCAAAGACACCCUAACCCGCGCCCUCUCCAUUUCGCGAGACAGAGUAUACCACGUUAGCGUCAUGCCAUGCUUCGACAAGAAACUCGAGGCGUCGAGGGGGGAUUUCGAGGUUGAGGGGGUGAGGGAUGUGGAUUGUGUUAUUACUACGAUGGAGGUUGUGGAGAUGCUCAAAGAGCAUGAGGUCGAUUUGCGUACGUGUCAUGAAGCUCAUUUGUCGGAUGAGGAGUAUUACCCGUCCCACCCCGGGUCAUCCGCGGGUGGGUAUUUGACACACAUCCUCACCUCCGCCGCAAAGAACCUCCUCGACCUGCCCACCGUCGACGCCGCGACCGAACAAGGCGUGGUUGUCAAGACUAUCCGUUCCUCCGACAUGAAAGAAUACAUCCUGGAAAAAGACGGCGAGGUACUCUUGAAGAUGGCGACCUGCUACGGCUUUCGCAACAUCCAAAACAUCGUCCGAAAACUCAAACCCACGAAAUCAAAAGUCAAACGCGUCGUACGCCGCAAAGGCCUAGAACCAAAAAUCGGCGAAGACAAAGAGUACGAUUACGUCGAAGUCAUGGCGUGUCCCUCGGGUUGUAUCAACGGUGGGGGCCAACUGAAACCGCUCAUUCCGUCUGAGAACGAGGAGGUGCAGUACACACCGAAAGAGUGGAUUGAUGCUGUGGAGAGUACAUAUAGGAGUGUCGAGGCACGGGAAGCGAGUGAGGAGAGGGCGGGGGAGGUGUUGAGGAGGUGGUGUGGAGGGGAGGUUGUGGAGGAGGGGUGGAGAAGGCGGGCGUUGUAUACGGAGUAUAGGGCUGUGGAGCAGAAUUUGAGUAAUCCGGCUUUUGCCACUUGGUGAGGAAGGAUUUGGCAUAGUGUGACAUUGGACAGCAUUAUGUGGUAUUCUGGGAAUAAUGGAUACCUCAGCAAAUACUUCUUGCGAACACCAUAC
Messenger RNA from Saitoella complicata NRRL Y-17804, 1443 nucleotides. Its product is annotated as iron hydrogenase. The record is from RefSeq and is a predicted model, not a curated record. Gene Ontology annotation, cellular component: cytosolic [4Fe-4S] assembly targeting complex. Gene Ontology annotation, biological process: iron-sulfur cluster assembly. The transcript has 2 exons. Bases 61 to 1350 code for a protein of 429 amino acids. NCBI's taxonomy places the organism in Eukaryota, Fungi, Ascomycota, Saitoellomycetes, Saitoellales, Saitoellaceae. Gene Ontology annotation, molecular function: 4 iron, 4 sulfur cluster binding.